AUGGCUGCAAAAGAGUGUGUCAUUUUGGUCAUGGUCAUGGUCAUGGCAUUUUUCCUAGUUGAUGCAGUUGCGACCAAAGAUGGGUGGAAUGGUGCACAUGCAACAUUUUAUGGUGACGUGAAAGGCAACGAGACCAUGCAGGGAGCUUGUGGCUAUGGAGAUCUAUUUGAGCGUGGGUAUGGCCUUGAAACGACGGCAUUGAGCACAGUUCUCUUCCACAAGGGGCUUACUUGUGGAGCUUGUUACGAAAUCCAGUGUGACAAUUCAAAAUGGUGCCUAAAUGACACUAUCAAAGUCACUGCCACCAACAUUUGCCCUUCCAACUAUAUAAAUCCCAGUGAAAACUGGUGCAACCCACCCUCCAAGCACUUUGACUUGUCACAGCCAAUGUUCCGAAAAAUUGCUGUGUAUGAGGCCGGUGUUGUCCCCAUUGUAUACAGGAGGACCCCCUGCAUAAAAAAUGGAGGCAUUGAAUUUGAAAUCAAGGGAAAUCCCUAUUCGAUGCUCAUUUUAGUGUACAAUGUGGGAGGAGCCGGUGACGUUGAGGGAGUCAGGAUCAAGGGUUCUGGCGCGAAAUGGCUAGGGAUGUCGCGGGACUGGGGGCAGAAUUGGAAAAUUGAUGCUCAUCUAGUGGGACAGAAUUUGUCAUUUCAAGUGACUACUAGUGAUGGUAGGAUGCUGCAAUCUGAUAAUGUUGCACCAGCUGACUGGAAAUUUGGUCAUGUUUAUGAGGGAAAGCAAUUUUGAAGAUAUAUCAGUAAA
This is a messenger RNA of Cornus florida, 762 nucleotides long. Its product is annotated as expansin-A2-like. The transcript is spliced from 2 exons. NCBI's taxonomy places the organism in Eukaryota, Viridiplantae, Streptophyta, Magnoliopsida, Cornales, Cornaceae. Gene Ontology annotation, biological process: plant-type cell wall organization. The coding region runs from base 1 to 747 and encodes 248 amino acids. Gene Ontology annotation, cellular component: extracellular region. The record is from RefSeq and is a predicted model, not a curated record.